GGGAUCUGUAAGGCGUUGGGGGCUGCAGGCGGGACUCGGGGAGGAUCAGGAACUAGAAAUGGACUCAGUGACCUUUGAGGAUGUUAAUGUGGAGUUCACCAUGGAAGAGUGGGCUUUCCUGGAUUCGACCCAGAAGAAACUCUACACAGAUGUGAUGCUGGAAACCUUCUGGAACCUGGCAUCAGUAGCAUGUAUUUUAGAAGAAAAAUGUGAAGACCUUGAUAGUGAAGAUCAGUAUGAAAAUCAUGGGAUGAAUCAUAGCAGUCAUACAGUAGAGAGACUCUGUACAAGGAACGAUGGUAGAGAAUCCAGAGAAAACUUCAGCCAGAUUCCAAAUCAUAAUGAGAAGAAGGAAACUCCUGCUGAAGUAAAACAACCUAAAGCCACGUGGUGUAGGCAAAUCUUCAUGCAUUAUUUAUCCUUGAAUAACCACCUGAGCUCUCACAUUGGACCCAAACUAUACCUGUGUCAGCAAUACGAAGAAAACCUUUAUAAAUGUAAGGAUCCUGAGGAAGCUUUCAAGCAUCACCAACAUAUUCGAAGACAUGAAGGCAGUCCCAGUGGGAAAGCUUUCUGCUAUUCAACUUCCCUUAGAAAUCAUGAAAGAAUGCAUAUUGGUGGGAAACUGUAUGGGUGUGGGAAAGGCACUAGUCGUCUCAUUUACUCUAAAAUUUACAAAAAUACUCAUAGUGGAGAGGAACCAUAUCUAAGUAAGCAAUGUAGCAAAGCUUUCAGGUCUCCCAAGUACUCUGGAGAAAAUGAAAGAAGACACAGUGGAGAAAAGCCCUGUCAGUGUAAGAAAUCUGGCAAAGCUUUCAGUUCCACUUCUCUUAGAAAUCAUGAAAGAACAUUUACUGGCGAGAAACCUUAUGAAUGUAAGCAAUGUGGGAAAGAUUUCUCUCGUCGAGCUUCCCUCCAACGUCAUGAAAGAAUUCAUACUGGGGAAAAGCCCUAUAAAUGUCAGCAUUGUGGCAGAGCUUUCUGUGAUCUAGAUGCCCUCCAACGUCAUGAAAGCAUUCAUACUGGGGGAAAACCCUAUAAAUGUGAGCAUUGUGAUAAAGAUUUAUCUAAUCAAACUUCCCUCCGACGUCACGAAAGCAUUCAUACUGGGGAAAAACCCUAUAAAUGUGAGCAUUGUGGCAAAGCUUUCUGUGAUCGAGGUGCCCUCUAUCGUCAUGAAAGAACUCAUACUGGGAUAAAACCCUAUGAAUGUAAACAUUGUGGCAAAGGUUUCGACUAUCCAUCUUCUCUCCAAGAUCAUGAAAUAAUUCAUACUGGGGUAAAACCCUAUGAAUGUAAGCAUUGUGGAAAAGCCUUCAGUUAUCUACAGUCCUGUCGAAGGCAUGAAAGAACACACACUGGAAAAAAGCCCCACGUAUGCCAGCAAUGUGGUAAGGCUUUCAGUCUUUCCAUGUAUCUUAGAAUUCAUGAAAGAAUUCAUACUGGGGAAAAACCCUAUGAAUGUAACCAUUGUGGUAAAGCUUUCUCUGAUCCAAGUUCCCUCCGACGUCAUAAAAGAACUCAUAAUAAGGAAAAAUCCUAUUAAUGUAAGCAAUGGGGGAAAUCCUUUAUUCAUCCUAGUUCCCUUUGAAUUCACAAAAACAUUCAUAAUGUAGAUAAAUCAUAAGGAAAGAACUCACAGGGAAAAUAAGCCCUAUCAUUGUAAAGGUUGUAGAAAAGCCUUUGAGUAUGCUAGUUCUUUCUUUUUAUCCUCAACCUGAGGAUAUUUUUCCAUUGAGAGAGUGGAAGUCAGAGAGAAAGACAGAGAACAAUAUUGAUGUGAGAGAAACACAUCAAUUCGUUGCCUCCUGCACGUGCCCAGACAUUAAAGCACACAUAGUGGAGAAAAGCUCUAUUAAUGUAAGGAAUGUGGUAAAGCUUUCAGUUUUACCAAGUCUCUUAGAAAGCAUGGAAGAAAGAACACAUACUGGGGGGAAACCUUAUGAAUGUAAGCAAUGUGAGAAAGCCUUCAGUUGUCUCACACAUCUUGGAAGACAUAAAAGAAGUAAU
Messenger RNA from Myotis brandtii (Brandt's bat), 2010 nucleotides. RefSeq names its product zinc finger protein 14-like. The transcript is spliced from 4 exons. Gene Ontology annotation, biological process: regulation of transcription by RNA polymerase II. The record is from RefSeq and is a predicted model, not a curated record. Bases 59 to 1546 code for a protein of 495 amino acids. NCBI's taxonomy places the organism in Eukaryota, Metazoa, Chordata, Mammalia, Chiroptera, Vespertilionidae. Gene Ontology annotation, molecular function: DNA-binding transcription factor activity, RNA polymerase II-specific; RNA polymerase II cis-regulatory region sequence-specific DNA binding.